CGCUGCUCGGUGUUGAUCUACCACUCUGAUGUGUCGUCUUCUCAGUGGAGUUGCGUGUUCACCUCUUUCUGCACCUCUGGACGACAGCAUGAGGAAGACGGGACAGGAAGAGUCCAGUUCCUGCAGGACCAGAUGGAAUCCAUAUGAUGAUUUAGCGAGAUAGUGGUGGACGUCCAUUUCCUGGAGUGUUUCCUGUUAUGCUGCUUUUCCCUUUUUUUGCUCGGUUUCAUUGACUUCCUGCUUUGACAAAAAAAAAAAAAAACAGUCGCUAUGGCUUCAACCAACGCCGACACGAGCAGAUGUUUGCAAACUCGCCGUUCUUCUAUCAACUGUCCGUCGCAGGGUGUGAAGGACGGCAGAACUUUCCCUUUUCCCUCAGAGAAAACUGUCAAAGCGUGGAGCUCGAUGGAUGAUCUGGACCAGCCCAGAUACAGAACACAUCACCCAGAAGCACAGGACAAAACCGGAGACCAGCGUUUUCUGAUCGUUAACAUCGGAGGGAAAGUGUUCCACAUCCCCAGGCGCUGCGCUCUUCAGUAUCCCAACACCCGGCUCGGAUCGUUGGCCCUCUGCAAAGACAAAACGAAGCUAUUCCAGCUGUGUGAUGACUACUCCAUACGCAAGAAUGAGUUCUUCUUCGAUCGGGAUCCGGCCUUCUUCCACCACAUCUGCCACUUCUACACCAGCGGAGUUCUGUGGGUCAUCCGCGAAAUGUGUCCCAUCAACUUUGAGGAGGAGAUCGACUACUGGGGCCUGAGCCUGAAGGACACUCAGUUCUGCUGCUGGAUGGUGUUCGAGGAGAAGGUGGGCGAGGUCAAGGACGGCCUGAAGGUGGAGAGGGAGCUCCUGGCCGAGAUCGAAACAAAGUACGACGACGAGCGUUUUAAGGACAUGCUUUUCGGGAACACGAGGAAGACUCUGUGGAACAUGGUGGAGGAUCCCUACUCUUCGAUCCAGGCCAAGGCUUUCACCGUCUUCUCAAACCUGUGUGUGCUUUUCUCUAUCGUCGCAAUAGCGCUCAAUACCGUGGAGGAACUUCAGAGCUAUAAAAUCAACGGUAAAACGCAUAUGGAAUGGGUGGAGAUCUUCACCAUCUUCUUCUUCACUUUCGAGUACCUGAUCCGCCUUUCCACCACCCCUGAUAUCAAGAUGUUUUUGAACUGCGGGCUGAACUUUGUGGACCUGGUGGCCGUCAUGCCUUAUUUUGUCCAGAUCGUCUGCGAAGCCCUUUCAAACGUCGAGGACUUGAGCGCGCAGGAAGACCUGAGGACCAUGGCUCGGGUCAGCAAGGUCAGCCACGUCCUCAAAGUCCUCAAGCUGCUGCGGAUCUUUCGGAUUCUGAAGCUGGCCCGGCACUCGACCGGCAUGAAGGCGUUCGGGUUCACUCUGCGGCAGUGUUACGAACAGGUCUCCUGCAUUUUCCUCUUCAUCGCUUUGGGAAUCUUCACCUUCUCCGCCCUGCUGCACUCGGCUGAGAGGGAGACAGAGGGAACCCCCAUCAGCAGCAUCCCAUACGCCUGGUGGUGGGCGGCGGUCAGCAUCUCCACCGUGGGUUAUGGGGACGUGGUUCCUGUGACCGUCCUGGGUCGCAUCGUGGCCUUUGGGUGCAUCUCCUUCGGGAUCAUCCUCAACGGCAUGCCCAUCUCCUUCCUCUUCAACAAGUUCUCUGAUUACUACGCCAAGUUGAAGGCCCAGGAGUACAACGUUACCUCUGUCCAGCGGCGCUUUCAGCUCAAGAAACGCCUCCGACGUAAAAUGGACUUUUGUUUUCAUCCCUCGGGUGAAGAACACAACAGAGACUCUUAACGCUUCUGGACUGGAUUUAUCGUCAUGUUAUAAUUCAUAUGGUCUGAGGGGAAACAAGCUUCUGUGAAAAAAAAGGAAUCUUAUAUUGACUAUAGAUUUUGUCUAAUCCCUGGUGUUUUCAGACCGGUACGGCGUUAACCUUUCGUAUAUUCUGCACACUUUGCUCUUCAUGUUAUUAAUCCCUUCUUAAACCCGUCUUUUCUCCUCGGCUUUUGACACCAUGUGAGAUGUGUGAAUGUAUUAUUAUUUCUUUCCAUUGUUUAUUUGGUAUGGGUUUAUUGUUUUUAUCGUUUUUAAUUGUACAGCUGUUGUAUGACUUU
Messenger RNA from Sphaeramia orbicularis (orbiculate cardinalfish), 2126 nucleotides. RefSeq names its product potassium voltage-gated channel subfamily V member 2-like. Bases 271 to 1806 code for a protein of 511 amino acids. Gene Ontology annotation, cellular component: voltage-gated potassium channel complex; membrane. The transcript is spliced from 4 exons. The record is from RefSeq and is a predicted model, not a curated record. Gene Ontology annotation, biological process: protein homooligomerization; action potential; potassium ion transmembrane transport. Gene Ontology annotation, molecular function: delayed rectifier potassium channel activity. Lineage: Eukaryota; Metazoa; Chordata; Actinopteri; Kurtiformes; Apogonidae.